AUGGAUGACGAUAAAACGUUAAAGAAAUAUUUUGAGAUAUGGUGGAAUGGGAUAAAAAGUUUACCAGAGACGACCUCCAUACAUGGAUUUAGAUUUAUAGCGGACUCCAAAAGGCACUGGCUAGAGAGAAUAUUUUGGUUAAUUUUCGUAGCGCUGUCUUGGUACGGUUCGUCUUUGUUAAUCGCUGCCCAAUAUGAUGCGUUCCAAAAUAAUCCUAUCUCAUUCGUCGUAGAAACAACAUAUAAAGAUUGGGACACACAUUUCCCCUCAGUAGCCGUUUGUGAAAAUGAUAACACCAAACGCAUCGAAGAAAUAUCUGAUGGAUUAUGGGGAGAAGGUCAUGAUUUUAAUAUGGAAGAAGUUCUGAAGGAGCUGGCAUAUUUUAAAGGGAUAACAUAUUAUACUUCCGAAUUUUGUGGGGCAGAAAAUCCUCUGCCAGAUUGCGUCAAGACUAAUCUCAGUCAAUAUGCAAACUUGAUUCGAAGUACUUGCGAUGAGAUAUUAACAAACUGCUCGUGGAAUGGAAUUAAUUUUCCAUGCUGCAAAUAUUUUAGACCAUUGGACACUGAACUUGGGACAUGUUAUGCCAUUAAUACUAUUCAAGGAAGGUAAGAUUAAACUUUUUGAUUUUUUUUUUUUUUAAAUGGAUGAUAAUGGAAUGGUAACCCCACUCGCGCUAUCGGUAUACACCGGCGGGGCACCAGUGAAGGAUGAUAGGUGAGGAUGAAGUAGUUCAGUUAGCCCAUCGUGACGAAUUCAACAAGAAUUGUUCACGAUGGUUUCCAGGGGGAACCACUUUUUGAUAUUACUUCUACUGUGAUCUAUGUAUUACGGUUUAUAGACUGUAACUUCCCAUUAUCUAUCAAUCCGCUUAUUCCUCUCAUUUUUCUCAGAGUUA
Messenger RNA from Galleria mellonella (greater wax moth), 898 nucleotides. RefSeq names its product sodium channel protein Nach-like. Gene Ontology annotation, molecular function: ligand-gated sodium channel activity. The record is from RefSeq and is a predicted model, not a curated record. The transcript is spliced from 4 exons. Gene Ontology annotation, biological process: sodium ion transmembrane transport. Bases 1 to 612 code for a protein of 203 amino acids. Lineage: Eukaryota; Metazoa; Arthropoda; Insecta; Lepidoptera; Pyralidae. Gene Ontology annotation, cellular component: membrane.